Messenger RNA from Alternaria arbusti, 699 nucleotides. RefSeq lists its product as uncharacterized. Lineage: Eukaryota; Fungi; Ascomycota; Dothideomycetes; Pleosporales; Pleosporaceae. The transcript has 2 exons. The record is from RefSeq and is a predicted model, not a curated record. The coding region runs from base 1 to 699 and encodes 232 amino acids.
AUGGCAGGUCUUGAGACUGCUACCCUCACGAUCAAAACGGUACCACCAGGGGAGUUCUUUCCGACGACACCGCCGGGAUUUCUGAACACAUCGACUUGGGAGCCACUCACGACGCCUUUUACGCCCCCAACCUCCGUCUGCGCCUACAGCUGGCUCAUCAACAUCUCAGGCGACACAAGAACUGUUGUGGAUUAUGCACCCAGUAAGACCUGUUGGCCUGGCGCACAGGAUACGCACAGCCCAGGUACAGUCCUCAGUGACUACCACAUCGUGAACGUAGUCGAUGGAACCGCGAGAUCCAACUACAUGAGCAUAUACUGGAUGGAAUCCGACCUUUCGAAAUUCGACCCCGAGUACGCAGCGACCCUGAAGGGAAAGUUCGGCAUCGGCUUUACACCCUCUGCGACGGUGGCUAUCACAAGCGAGACAGCAUCACCUCCAGCUCGAACUCAACUCACCUCAGCGACAUCAUCAGCGGUCCCAGGUUCUCAAGGUACUUCAGGUGCUAAUAGCUCGGGAUCUGGGCUCGAUACUGGCGCUAAGGCGGGUGUUGGUGUUGGCGUCGCCAUCGCGGCGAUACUGAUGGGUGUUGCUGGGUUUCUGAUGUACAAGAAGCGAGUGCAGAAGCAACGGGCUGUUCAACAGAAGUUCGCGAAGCAAAAUGAGCAGCCGGAGUUUAUCCCGAGGCAGAGGACAUAG